AUCGCCGACCAUUCAUCCCGACUUUUGCGCAGUUGUUCCUGUUUUCCCACUGACUUUUCGAGUGCUAUGAGGUUCUGUUGUUGUGCGAUGAGUGCCGUUGGAUUUUCUCAUCGGAUGUAAACGUAUGAGAUACAUAUCUUAAUGUUGCUGUAACUUGAUAAUCAUUCUGCCUUAUUGACAGUACUGCCGUUGAAGAGUGCCUUGCUAGGCAAAGUAUUUGUGGUCAAGAACAGACCACAAUGUGGCUUCUAGAUAUACCUCAAACACAAAAUGACUGUGAAAAACUGUUAUGCUUUCGAUACUACGACGGAACCACUUUAGACUACAUAGCUCAAUCCGACCCACUAAUAAUUAAACACCCCGUCGAUAAACUAAAGAAGUUCAUAAAAAUAAGAAGGCAGAAGUGCAAUGGCAUAGAGAACGAUGCAUUCCAGGACGAGAUCGAGACCGAUCCCCCGCAUUUAGUAAACUCGAACUCCCUGGAAGACCUGGACAACAGCAAGGAUCCAAUCUUGUCGGGAGUCAAGAAGAAGUCCCCAAACGGCCUAACUACGGACGCGAUGGGCGGCACAAAGAAAAAAGUGCGUCCCAAAGCAAGUUCCAAGUCGCCCAGCAAGGAAUACUUCCAAAUAUGGAACGCUUCAACUUCUCCAAGUCCAGAAGCGGAGGUUAAGGACCUGGAAAACGCUUGCGGGAUGGAUUUCCCUGAGGAAUCCUCCGCCCCACCUCUACCUCCACGUGCUCUACACAGGCCUUUAGAAAGGUCGCACGCUUUGAGCGCCAGUUUCACCCCGCCAGCCGUUCAUAGACAGAACAAGCCCAAGAAGAUCCAAAAAUUGGAAGACACUUUCGGGUUUGAGCUGAUAGAUACUGACGAGGAUUACAAAUCGUUCAGUACGACGUCGACGGCUUCUUCCCUAUCUGACGCCGACGUCACAUCGACCCCGAGUCACAAAAUGAAAGCCGCCCUGCUGGAGAACGGCAAGAAACUCAUUGGUUGUGAUAACUACAUUACGACGGUUCUAAGCAAAACAAAAAUUUUAGAUAAUUCUAGUCCGCAAACGAAUGCUCAUAUAGCUUUAGAGAAUAAGGAUAGUCAGAGUUCGGUUUCGACUCAAAGUAGUGGUUCCGCGGAUGUGGUUGACGGGGAAGUUAACAGUGAUUUAGCCAAUAAACCCCACAAGCCCUUGUCCAGACAGAUACCGGAUGGGGAGGGAACGGAAGUACAAUCUGGUGAACUUCCACAAACUCCUCUGCUCAAACCCAAGAUUGAAUUGAAGAACGUGGCUAGGCCUCAUCCUAAGGCGUUUGAGAGGGUGGCCGGGCUCUCAAGCCUUCCGAUAUGCCCUCCAACCCCAACUCAUCAUUCUAGAAAGUCCAGAACGCCAGAGCUUAGGCCUCCUACUUUAAAAUCUACAGAACCGCCUGAUUUUCCUCCAGGAGAUCCAGAGACAGCGACAGUCCCAGAAACUCAAGAAGGCGAUACACGACCCAUCAGACUCGAAGGGUGGUGUGGAACUAGUUCUCAGGAGGUUGACUCUGAAACUCCCAGGAUAAGUCUCAUUGCAAUGUCAGAGUUGAGAAAUAUCGAUAAGGAUUUAACAAGACCUACUCUCAGAGCCAGAGGUGAAGUGAACGGUGAGGCUAGUGGCGGGGUUCCGUUGCCUUUGCAAAGGUUGAGUACUACCAGAUUGCCGUCUAUUCCAGAGAGGAGCCACAGGAUUUUGAGUGUGGCGGAAGUGCCUGGUGAACACGAGGAACCAUUACCACCAUCCUGGGAAGCGAGAAUGGACAGCCACGGUAGGGUAUUCUACAUUGACCAUGCCACUCGUACCACAUCAUGGACGAGGCCAGGUGGAAAUUCUAGUACAAGCCCCAACGGUGCAGGGGCAGAACAGCACCGCAGACAGUUAGACAGAAGGUACCAAAGUAUACGAAGGACGAUUAGUUCCAACAGGAUAGACCUACCAGACUUUUCGUCCGCACCUCCCGGCUGCAAGCUGCUUACCAGGCCCGAUUUUUUCACAAUACUUCAUAUGAACCAGGACGCCCUAUCCUUGUACAACAGAAACCCAACCCUAAAACACAUGAUUGUAAGAAUUCGAAGGGACCCAAACGUGUUUGAGAAAUACCAGCACAACAAAGAAUUAGUCGCUCUAGUCAAUAUGUUCGCGGACCCGACCCAAGAGUUGCCUAGUGGAUGGGAUACCAAAAAAGAUAGAAACGCAAAGCAAUUCUUCAUUGACCACACUCACAAGAAAACUACCUAUAUGGACCCGAGGAUACCCACGGACCCGACCUUCGUUAGAAGGGUAUCGGAUGAGGGUCAAGCCCCGAUACCACCUCCUAGACCUGCGACAACCACCAACCUUGUAUCCAACUGCGUCCCAGAUGUUCCUGUAGCCUACAACGACAAAGUCGUCGCUUUCCUUAGACAACCAAAUAUAUUCGAUAUCUUACGAGAAAGGCACCCACCAGUUGGGAAUUCAUCUUCACUCAGGGAUAAGAUUAAUGCUGUGAGGGUAGAUGGUACUAGUGCCCUGGAUCGCUUGAGUCAUGAUGUGCACCUCACGAUUCUUCUUAGCCUUUUCGAGCAGGAGAUCAUGUCAUAUGUCCCCGCAGUAGCAGUGGACACCAGAUCAGCCAAUGCGAAUGCGAGAAGCCCCAGGGGUUCGCCACAAGCUUCUCCAAUUGCGUCUCCUGGACUAAGCAGGCACCGGGUGCCUGCUCCACACAAGAGAGACUUCGAGGCCAAGCUGAGGAAUUUCUACAGGAAACUAGAAAGCAAAGGCUACGGACAGGGUCCUGGAAAAUUCAAAUUACAUAUUAGACGAGACCAUCUGUUAGAAGAUGCCUUUAGAAGAAUCAUGUCGGCUAACAAAAAAGAACUACAGAAAGGAAAACUUUGUGUGGUUUGGGACAACGAAGAAGGACUCGACUAUGGCGGACCUUCAAGAGAAUUUUUCUUCUUGCUCUCUAGAGAACUUUUUAACCCUUACUAUGGCCUUUUUGAGUAUUCUGCCAAUGAUACGUACACAGUUCAGAUCUCACCUAUGUCUGCCUUUGUGGAUAACUAUAAUGACUGGUUUAGAUUUAGUGGUAGAGUGUUAGGACUGGCCCUGGUCCACCAAUACCUUUUAGAUGCGUUUUUCACAAGGCCUUUUUACAAAGCUUUACUGAGGCUGCCUGUAGCCUUAUCCGAUUUAGAGAGCCUCGAUUUCGAGUUCCAUCAGUCACUGCAAUGGAUUCGAGAACAUGACGUUUCCAUGCAGGGGGAACUAGAACUGACGUUUGCCGUAACUGAAGAGGUGUUCGGUCAAGUGUUAGAGAGAGAACUUAAGCCUGGAGGUCGAAACGUACCAGUUACGGAGAAGAAUAAGAAGGAAUAUUUAGAGAGAAUAGUAAGAUGGAGGCUAGAAAGGGGUGUAUCUGAGCAAACAGAAUCAUUGGUUAGAGGCUUCUAUGAAGUCGUAGAUCCAAGAUUAGUCAGCGUUUUUGACGCUAGAGAACUAGAACUAGUUAUCGCUGGUACCGCCGAAAUUGAUUUGGUAGACUGGCGACAAAACACCGAAUACCGAGGUGGAUAUCAUGAUCAACACCCUGUUGUGGUGUGGUUCUGGCAAGCCAUCGAAAGGUUCAGUAAUGAGCAGAGGCUGAGACUACUACAAUUUGUAACCGGCACAUCGAGUAUACCUUUCGAAGGUUUCUCUGCUCUUAGAGGUUCCAUAGGUCCUAGAAAAUUCUGCAUAGAGAAAUGGGGCAAACCGAAUAGUCUUCCAAGAGCUCACACAUGUUUCAAUAGAUUAGAUUUACCACCAUACCCAACCUCUGAAGUUUUGUACGAAAAACUAUUACUCGCCGUUGAAGAAACCAAUACGUUCGGUAUUGAGUAAAUAACAUAUUACUUUUUUGUAGUACUUACAAAAAGUACUUUUCAUUUUUCAGUUUGUUGAAAAUUUACUUUUUAAGAAUUGCGUAUUAUCGCAUUUUCCAAAUGAGUUAAUAUUUAAAUUAUUUGGAAAAUGAUUUCUUAGUGACUUACAAGUUCUCUUCUUUGAGUCAGUAUUUUUAUAAAAUUUGUUGGAAUUAUUUUUAUACUGAGAAAUUGUAUUUGUAAGCCGUUAAGUAAAAUUUUAUUACUUACCAAAUAAUAGAUUUUUGUACAUAGAUUUGUAUAGAAUAAUAAUUUAUUUGUUUAUAACGUUCUGUUAAAAUUGGUUUAGUGAUAUUUAUUAACAAAUUAUUUUUAUAGCGAAGUAAUACAUUUGUGUUUUGAAUAGAAUAACCUUAAAUCAGUUUUUAAGAUAGUCACUAUUUUGAUAUUGUCUGUUUUAAUUUAUUAUCGCUAUAGUUGUAUUAGUUACCAAUGAUUAUUUAGAUUAGUUUGUUAAUUUAGGAUUGUAGUUAUUAUUGUCUGAAAUUAUUUAUUUGUGGCAUUAUAGUUGUGUUUAAUUGGACAUCUUGUCACGUCAGAGAAAAUUGAUAAUUACGGGCACAACCUUACCCAAAAGAUUAAUUGAGAGUUGCUUUAUAAGCAUUUGUCUCAAUGUUUUAAAUUAAUUAGCAACCACCGUGUGUAUUUUUCAGAGUGAGGCUUCUUCACUAGGCAGCAGAAGUUCAUAAAAAGCCUGACUAAUCUUUCUGAUAUAAAGAUUUCUUAAACAUUUUAUUACUUUUCUGAUGUGACAAAAGACUGAUUAAUUAAAACUAUUAGGAAUACAGUGUUGUGAUUUAUAUAAUUCUAGUCAGUAAAUAUAUAUUGCAGUUACUUGCACAACCAUUUAUGGUAAUGUAAAGCCUAUAAUAGAACCUAAAUUUUCACUCAAUGACUUGUUUCAAAAAGCAAAUAUGAUCUGUAACAUUCCAGAAAUAAAUAUUUGUU
Molecule: messenger RNA, 4882 nt
Organism: Anoplophora glabripennis (Asian longhorned beetle)
Lineage: Eukaryota; Metazoa; Arthropoda; Insecta; Coleoptera; Cerambycidae
Gene: Hecw
Product: E3 ubiquitin-protein ligase HECW2
Exons: 14
Coding region: 240-3893 (1217 amino acids)
Biological process (GO): regulation of dendrite morphogenesis
Molecular function (GO): protein binding; ubiquitin-protein transferase activity
Source: RefSeq, a predicted model, not a curated record